Molecule: messenger RNA, 1986 nt
Organism: Tetrapisispora phaffii CBS 4417
Lineage: Eukaryota; Fungi; Ascomycota; Saccharomycetes; Saccharomycetales; Saccharomycetaceae
Gene: SUP35
Product: translation termination factor GTPase eRF3
Exons: 1
Coding region: 1-1986 (661 amino acids)
Biological process (GO): nuclear-transcribed mRNA catabolic process, deadenylation-dependent decay; translational termination; translation
Cellular component (GO): translation release factor complex
Molecular function (GO): translation release factor activity; GTPase activity; GTP binding
Source: RefSeq, a predicted model, not a curated record
AUGUCUGCUCCAAACGCUAACCCACAAGACCAAUCUCAAGGUCAAUAUUACCAACAAUAUUACCAACAACAGGCUCAAGGUGCUGCUGGCGGUCAAAACUAUCAACAGUACUAUCAACAACAAGCUCAAGGCGGUAACGGUCAAAAUUUCCAACAGUAUUACCAACAACCAAUUGCAAAUGGUCAAGGUUACCAACAAGGUGGCUAUCAACAAGGUGGCUAUCAACAAGGUGGCUAUCAACAAGGCGGCUAUCAACAAGGUGGCUACCAACAAGGUGGUCGUGGUGGAUUCAAAAACAACAACAACCGUCGUAACAACUUUAACAACAAUUAUAACAACACUGGUUACCAAGGUUAUCAGCAACAGUCACAAUCUCAAGGUAUGUCUUUAGAGGAUUAUCAAAAGCAACAACUAGCUACCGCUACUCCUAAACCAAAGAAGACUUUAAAAUUAGUUUCAAGUUCUGGUAUCAAAUUGGCCAAUGCUUCCAAAAAACCUGAAGUCACUGAAACUAAAAAACCUGAAGCCGCAAAGGAAGAUGAUGUUCCAAGCGUUGCCAAACUAAGCAUUAAAGAAGAACCUGUUAAGACUGAACAAGAAACCAAGGCCAAUGCUGAACCAACUCCAAAAGCUGAAACCUUAAUAGUAGAAGAAGAGGAUGAAAUUGAUAAUGAAAUUGUCCAAGAUAUGUUCGGUGGUAAAGAUCACGUCUCUAUUAUCUUCAUGGGUCACGUUGAUGCCGGUAAAUCUACUAUGGGUGGUAAUAUCUUAUAUUUAACUGGUUCUGUGGACAAGAGAACUGUUGAAAAAUAUGAAAGAGAAGCCAAGGAUGCUGGUAGACAAGGUUGGUACUUAUCUUGGGUCAUGGAUACUAACAAAGAAGAAAGAAAUGAUGGUAAAACUAUCGAAGUCGGUAAAGCUUAUUUUGAAACAGAAAAGAGACGUUACACUAUUCUAGAUGCUCCAGGUCACAAAAUGUACGUUUCUGAAAUGAUCGGUGGUGCUUCGCAAGCAGAUGUUGGUGUGUUAGUUAUUUCUGCAAGAAAGGGUGAAUACGAAACUGGUUUCGAAAAGGGUGGUCAAACUCGUGAACAUGCUCUAUUGGCUAAAACUCAAGGUGUUAACAAGAUGAUUGUUGUUGUUAACAAGAUGGACGAUCCAACUGUUAACUGGUCAGAAGAACGUUACAACCACUGUGUUAGUAACAUUUCUAAUUUCUUAAAGGCUAUUGGAUACAACUUAAAGGAAGAUGUUAUAUUUAUGCCAGUAUCUGGUUAUAGUGGUGCUGGUUUGAAGGAACGUGUUAACGCAGCUGACUGUCCAUGGUACACAGGUCCAUCUCUAUUAGAAUAUUUGGAUAACAUGUCACAUAUGGAUCGUCACAUUAAUGCCCCAUUUAUGUUACCAGUUGCAUCAAAAAUGAGAGAUAUGGGUACUAUCGUUGAAGGUAAGAUUGAAUCUGGUCACAUUAGAAAGGGUAAUUCUACAUUAUUAAUGCCAAACAAGAUCCAAGUUGAAAUUCAAAAUAUUUAUAACGAGACAGAAAAUGAAGUGGAUAUGGCUGUUUGUGGUGAACAAGUUAAAUUAAAGAUCAAAGGUGUUGAAGAAGAAGAUGUUGCUGCUGGUUUUGUUUUAACAUCUCCAAAAAACCCAAUCAAGAGUGUAACAAAAUUUGUUGCCGAAAUUGCCAUUGUUGAAUUAAAAUCUAUUAUUUCUGCUGGUUUCGCUUGUGUUAUGCAUGUUCAUACCGCUAUUGAGGAAGUUCAAAUUACUAGAUUAUUGCACAAAUUGGAGAAAGGUACAAACCGUAGAUCUAAGAAGCCACCUGCAUUUGCAAAGAAGGGUAUGAAGAUUAUUGCCUUGUUAGAAACAGAAAAGGCUGUAUGUGUUGAAACUUAUCAAGAUUAUCCUCAAUUAGGUAGAUUCACCUUAAGAGACCAAGGUGCUACUAUUGCUAUUGGUAAGAUCAUUAAGAUCGUCGAGUAA